This is a messenger RNA of Cyprinodon tularosa, 3020 nucleotides long. RefSeq names its product GRAM domain containing 1c (gene gramd1c). The coding region runs from base 16 to 2040 and encodes 674 amino acids. Lineage: Eukaryota; Metazoa; Chordata; Actinopteri; Cyprinodontiformes; Cyprinodontidae. The transcript is spliced from 18 exons. Gene Ontology annotation, biological process: intracellular sterol transport. Gene Ontology annotation, cellular component: plasma membrane; endoplasmic reticulum membrane; endoplasmic reticulum-plasma membrane contact site. The record is from RefSeq and is a predicted model, not a curated record. Gene Ontology annotation, molecular function: sterol binding; sterol transfer activity.
GCAGGUGGUUUUGAAAUGGGCAGUUGUACAGGACGGCCUUAUAAGGGUCAGGAGGAGCCCAUGGAGCAGCUAUCCAAUCAGUCAGCAGUGGGUAGUGAUGAGGUUACAGAUGAAAGUGGAUCUCUGCUGGAGGAGAGGCUGAGCUUGGAGGACGAUAGCUUGGAAGCUUUGCCUCAAUGUCUUGCUGUGCCUCAAUCUCCAAUUCCGAGUUACAAACAAAGGUUGGAUGAGUUUAAGAGGAUGUUCAAGGAGCUGCCGGAAACUGAAAUGCUCAUAUUAGACUAUCCCUGCGCCCUCCAGCGGGACAUUCUCCUCCAAGGACGCAUGUACCUCUCUGAGAACUGGAUCUCUUUCUACAGCAAUGUGUUUCGUGGUACCAAGAUUAUACUGCCUCUCAAAGAUAUCACAUCAAUGUCCAGAGAGAAAAUGGCUCGACUGAUACCCAACGCCAUCCAGAUUUGCACAAACACCGAGAAGUAUUUCUUUGCAUCUUUCUCUGCAAGAGAGAAAAGCUAUCAGAGCGUUUUCCGCAUGUGGCAGAACACUCUGCUGGACAAGACUCUGACAAGCCAGGAGCUGUGGCAGAUGGUUAAACAGCAUUAUGGCAAUGAUUUGGGCCUGACCAAUGAGGAGAUGGAGAUUUUACAGGUGUCACCAGAAUUCAGUGGACAAACCAGCCUGCAGCAGAAAGCUGGCGGUGGUGCUGAUGAUGGUCUCAGUAGACCAGAGCGGCCCAACAGCCUGCGCCUCCCUGUGGCAGAGAAUGCUCCUUUGCAGAGCUCCACACCUCAAGGGGAGGACUUCCCCUCACCAAUUGGCUCACAAAAGACCCCCAACACGGACGAAUCUCGUAGCACCCCGUCUCAGCAGCGAAGUCCUCUGGGUCUGUCGUUGGACAGACAAGUCCCAGAGCGGCUGUCCAAGCGUUCCAUGCAGUCUCUGGACCUUAACGCCAACGAGAAUGAGUCGGAGCAAAGCAGCUCUGAAACCUUUGAAGAUGUGGAGGACCGAAUCGCAAGGUCCGGGGAAACGGGGCGACUUUAUCUCAACAAGAUUUUUCACAUUAGUGCCAACAAAAUGUUUGAGAUGCUCUUCACAGACUCCAGCUUCACCCGCAAGUUUAUGGGCAUCCGAAGGAUAACAAAUCCUAGCUUUACACCUUGGCAGAAGGACGAUUCAGGAAAUGACAGGCGGAACCUAAACUACACCAUAACCAUCGAUAACCCCCUGAUAGGGAAGUUCUCCACUGCUACUGAGAAACAGACUCUUUACAAAGAAUCCAGGGAGGGUCAGUAUUACCUGGUGGAUGCCGAGGUAAACACUCAUGACGUUCCCUACCAUGAUUACUUCUACACACACAACCGCUACUACAUCAUAAGCAUCUCCAAACGCAAGUGUCGACUAAGGGUGUACUGUGAUGUGAAGUACAGGAAACCCCCAUGGGGUCUAGUCAAAUCCUUCAUUUCCAAAAACUCCUGGAGCGGCAUUGAAGAUUAUUUUAGACAGUUGGAAACUGAGCUGAUGGAGGAGGAGGCAGAGAUGAACCAGUCAGCUGCAGAGUCGGGGAAGCUGGGAGGACUCCGCAGGAGGAGGCGAACUUUUAGCCGCACCAUAUUGGAUCACAGAAGGCCCAGCAAGCAGUACGGACAGGAUCCUGAGCCCAGAGACGGAAACCUGGACCCAGCAGAUCUGACGGUCCCAAACAGUUGGAGCACUGCUGCCAUAGUUGCUAGCAUGAGUUUCAUCCUGCUGAUCCUGAUCGUGCUGAAUCUAGGCUUGUUUUUUAAGCUUUGGGCCAUGGAGGACGUGGCUCACCGCAUGUAUCUGACCACGAAGCACCGGCUUAGGGAGAGGAUGGAGACCAGCUUUGGACCACAGUUUGGUCCCAAACCAGGACCAGGGUUCAGGACCAAUGAAGACAUGCAGCUGCUAAAAACUGUGCUGCAAGACUCCAUUCAUCUUCUAGAACAACUCCGUACCUCUCUGGUUGUGCUCCAGCAGAACUUUGCUAUGGCCAAUCGAACAGCAACACAACAGUGACCUCGUCCACAACCGACUGCACACCGGUGAGAUCAUGUUCGCAUCUGAGCUGAACGUCCGACAGCCUGCUGCAGCAGCCUGCCUCAGAGGAGACCUGGUAUCCACAGCUCUGUUGCUCCGCUUGCAUCUCCAGGCUCCAGACGUGCCACAUGUUGCCGGGGCUGCAAGCCAGCUCCACAUGAUAACUGUUAAAAAAGCGCUGAGCUUGCAUUUGGUGAGCAUCGAGCACCAGACGUAAACUUCUUCAGGGUUCUCUCCUUUUUUUAUUUUUAAAGCAGUGGCAUUAUAAUUCUGUUUUUACCCAGAGCAAUGCCACAUGUAGGUAACUACAGUAGUGUGAAUAUUUAUACUUUUUGUUUUUAGCUUUGGUACGUGCAUUAUUAUUAUUUAAGAAUUUUAAAUUUUGCACAAGUCUUGUUAAUAUCUCUUGAUCUGUCUUGAUUUUAAUAAAAACUUUUGAAUCAGUGACUCAAUCCUGAAAGUAUCUUUGUUAAAAUUAUGUAACAGUUUUGGUCUACAUUUAAUUUUGUAUUUCAGGGAUUGUAUGUUUGUGAUCAUCACACACCGGGUGUAUACCACUGUUUAUAAUUUAGAUUUAUUUGUAUGCUCCGAUUUUGAAUAUUUAAGAGAAAACUCAUUUUCUUAAACUGUUGUUGAUGCACAAUACCAUUGAGCCAGGUUUAUUGUUUACAACGUCCUCCUGGAUGUUAAAAGGACCUCAUAGGUUCAUCCAGUUCUUCACAGGCUGUUUUCUUUCGUACGCUAUCUCUCCUUUGUACAUUAACAGGUUCAGGAUUCUUUUUAUUUUUUUCCUUGUCACCCUGUGUCACCUUUUUCAGCUAAUAUUUGUUCACUCCUUUGCAUUUGUCACUACUUAAGAGGUACUUUUAACUUGAACACUAAGUUUUUUUUUUUAAAGGCUAGCUGGACUUUACAUCCUCCUUGAAGGGGGAAACAAUAAAUGAUUAAAUAAAACUAAA